Lathyrus oleraceus (garden pea) is the source of this 2073-nucleotide messenger RNA. Its product is annotated as AP-1 complex subunit mu-2. The transcript has 10 exons. Gene Ontology annotation, biological process: intracellular protein transport; vesicle-mediated transport. The record is from RefSeq and is a predicted model, not a curated record. Gene Ontology annotation, cellular component: clathrin adaptor complex. Lineage: Eukaryota; Viridiplantae; Streptophyta; Magnoliopsida; Fabales; Fabaceae. The coding region runs from base 284 to 1660 and encodes 458 amino acids.
UCCUGUUCUAUGUUCAUUUCCGAGUAUUGAAAACGGCAUCGUUUUAUCUGAGAUUGCACUCACUUUCAAGUUUCAACCCACCGUAGAAGAAGAAUUAUAAGCAAAAAAAAAAAAAGAAGAAAAAACUCCAAUCUGAAAACUGCGAAACCAGAAACUGAAUUAUCAACAUGAUUCAUCUUCAAACAUUGCCUGAACCCUAACUUUUUCCCCACUUCUUCCCAACACUGAUCAAAUUCUGAUCCAUCUCCGAUCCGAUCCGAUCCAGGCUCGGAAUCACUCUCCAAUGUCAGGUGCAGCCUCUGCUCUCUUCCUUCUCGACAUCAAAGGCCGCGUUCUCAUUUGGCGCGAUUACCGUGGUGAUGUCACCGCCGUUGAAGCCGAACGCUUCUUCACCAAGCUCAUCGAGAAAGAGGGUGAUCCACAGUCUCAAGAUCCAGUUGUAUAUGAUAAUGGUGUGAGCUAUAUGUUUGUACAGCAUAGCAAUGUUUACCUCAUGACAGCAACAAGACAAAACUGCAAUGCCGCAAGCCUUAUUUUCUUCCUUCAUCGCAUAGUUGAUGUGUUCAAGCAUUAUUUUGAGGAAUUGGAAGAGGAAUCUCUUAGGGAUAACUUUGUCGUUGUGGUAAAGUGCUUGUGUAUCUAUGAACUUAGUUUUUUAUUUGUUGCAUUAAUUCAUUUGGGUAAAAUGCUGAAUUAUUUCUUUGGUUGGCAGUAUGAACUACUUGAUGAAAUAAUGGACUUUGGUUACCCCCAAUAUACUGAGGCGAAAAUUCUUAGUGAAUUUAUUAAGACAGAUGCUUAUAGAAUGGAAGUUACACAGAGACCUCCCAUGGCUGUAACAAAUGCUGUAUCGUGGCGCAGUGAAGGGAUAAACUACAAGAAAAAUGAGGUUUUCUUGGAUGUGGUGGAGAGUGUUAACAUACUUGUCAAUAGCAAUGGGCAAAUAAUUAGAUCUGAUGUUGUUGGUGCACUGAAGAUGAGAACAUAUUUGAGUGGUAUGCCAGAGUGUAAACUUGGCUUAAAUGAUAGAGUGUUAUUAGAGGCACAAGGUAGAGCGACUAAGGGAAAAGCGAUUGACUUGGAGGACAUCAAGUUUCAUCAGUGUGUGCGAUUAGCCCGAUUUGAGAAUGAUCGAACAAUAUCCUUUAUCCCACCCGAUGGAUCAUUUGAUUUGAUGACAUAUAGGCUCAGCACACAGGUUAAGCCUUUAUUUUGGGUGGAAGCACAAGUUGAAAAGCAUUCAAAAAGUCGGAUUGAGAUUACGGUAAAAGCUAGGAGUCAGUUUAAGGAACGUAGCACUGCUACAAAUGUUGAGAUUGAAUUACCUGUGCCUGCUGAUGCAACCACUCCAAAUGUGCGGACAUCAAUGGGAUCUGCAGCAUAUGCACCUGAGAAAGAUGCAUUAAUUUGGAAAAUAAGAUCUUUUCCUGGAGGCAAGGAGUACAUGUUAAGGGCAGAGUUUCGUCUUCCCAGCAUAACAGACGAGGAAGCAACUCCAGAGAGAAAAGCUCCUAUACGUGUAAAGUUUGAGAUACCUUAUUUUACUGUGUCAGGAAUACAGGUUAGAUAUUUGAAGAUUAUUGAGAAAAGUGGGUAUCAGGCUCUUCCAUGGGUGAGAUACAUAACAACGGGUGGAGAGUAUGAACUAAGGCUUAUUUGAGAUUUGUACCUUCGAUUGGUGUUCAAAAUUUCACCAAAUAACUGUAUCAUUCAAUGAACAAUGACUGAAGCUGGUGGACAGUGGAGGGAGUCUUAAGCGAAUUAAUUAGAAUAUAUUUGGCCAACCACAACAGACUUGAUGUCUUGAAAGUUACUGUCAACUGAAUUCAUGAAUUGAGUGUUGGCCGAAACUGUUACUAUUCCCGUUGGUCAAUUGUGUGUUGAUUUAUAUAUUUUAGACCCCUUUCUUUUUGUAAUCAGAAUGUCCAUCGAUGUCCUAUGAUGUCAAUUUGUAAUUUGGUUUACAUUUUUAAGAGAACUACUGGUUUUGUAUUUGGAAGGAGACCAAUUAUAGGAAGAUAGUUGAUUGUGAUACAGGCCAUCUAUGAAGAAUUAAAUGUUUAACUUGUUAAA